AUGACGUCCCGCAGUUCGAUUUCCCGUCGUCGAACUCAUAGUGAGAGUACUGACGAAUCCAACCCUUCACAGCCCGCCAGCAGUAAACGCCCUCGCCUGAGCCCCACACAGGAGGCCGAAUCCUCCAGCGAGGAGGCAAGUGACGAUGGCAAUACCCCGAAUGGUUCCAGCGAAGAUGAUGCGGCUGACGCAGACGAUACCUCGAUGCCACCAAACCCCCCGGAACCUCUAAAAGCUCAACCUGGAUUUAGCCCCAAUGGCUACAAACCUGGCGCAAUCGUACGCAUCAAAGUGACAAACUUUGUCACUUACACCUCUGCGGAGUUCUUCCCUGGCCCAAAGCUCAACAUGGUGAUUGGACCCAAUGGAACUGGCAAGAGCACUUUGGUUUGCGCCAUAUGUCUUGGACUUGGAUGGGGGCCUGAGCAUCUUGGACGUGCCAAAGAUCUUGGUGAAUUCGUCAAGCAUGGCUGUCGAGAAGCAACGAUCGAGAUUGAACUAGAAAAACACCCGAACGCCACCCGCAACCCUGUGAUCAGUCGCAAUAUCAAGCGAGACGGAAAUAAAAGUUCAUUCACCUUGAACGGGCAGACUGUUUCCAAGUUGCAGGUGCUGAAGGUCGCACAGAAUUUCGCCAUUCAAGUUGACAACCUUUGCCAGUUCCUGCCUCAAGACAAGGUUGCCGAAUUUGCUGCUCUCACUCCCAUUGCACUACUUCAUUCCACUCAGAGAGCAGCCGCUGGACAGGAUAUGAUCGAUCGACAUGAGGCCCUCAAGAAACUCCGUUCUUCUCAGAAGGAGGUUGAAUUGAGCAACAAAGGUGACAAGGAAGCACUCGCAAAUUUGGAGCACCGGCAGGAGGCGCAAAGAGCGGAUGUGGAGAGAAUGCGACAGAGAGCCGAAAUCCAACAGAAGAUCGACAAUCUGGAAUUCGUUCGUCCCUUUGUCGAAUACAAGGACUGGCAUCGGGACUUCGAUGAAUUGAAGAAGAAGAAGACUCAAAUUGAGGACGAGUACGCGCAACUCCAGGAGGACCUUAAACCUGCUUUGCAAGUUGUGAAUUCCAAAGCUGAAUACUUGGCCAAGAUCGGUCAUGUGAAAGAGAUGCGUCAAAAGCAGGUCCACCAAUUAUCCACCUUGGCCCAGACAAGCGACAAGAAGAUCCAAGAGCUCAGCAACUCAAUGAAGGAUCUUGAUACCAAAAUUGAUGGCGAAAGGAAAUCCGGCCAAAAACUCAAGGAAGAAGCCGGUGUAGUGACGCAAAAUAUGAACAAAUUGAAACGCCAACAAGCUGAAGAGGUGGUAGAGUUCAAUCCUGAGUAUUACAAUCAGAAACUGCACGACAAAAGGCUUGAGAAACGCGAAAUUGAAACAAAAGCCGGUGAAAUUAAUACCGCCAAACUCCCCUUGGCCCAAAAAGCUGCCCGGUUGGAGAGACAGAUCAAUGCAGAAAAACAAAAGCUGGAAAAGUUGAGCUCGCAGCAGGGCCGACAAGAAGGAAAACUGGAGAGAGCUUCCAGAGACACAUUGAAAGCCUACCAAUGGGUUGUCAAGAACCAAGACCAAUUCGAGCAAGAGGUGUUUGGGCCUCCUCUGCUAACUUGUUCAGUCACCGAUCCCAAGUAUGCCGACGCCGUCGAGUCUUUUCUCAGCAGAACCGACCUUACUGCAUUCACGACGCAAAGCAGAAAUGACUUUCGUACGCUACAAAGAGCGUUAUGUGGAAGUCUGAAACUGUCAGAUAUCAGUAUCAAGACUAUUACACAGCCGCUCGAAUCUAUGAGGCCUGCGCUUUCGGGCGACGAUCUCCAACGGCUCGGGUUUGAUGGGCAUGCAAGGGACUUUUUACAGGGCCCUGACCCCGUCAUUGCCAUGCUUUGCGCCGAGAACAACUUACAUAGGACGCCUGUCUCCUUAAAAGACAUUACAGAUGAAGCCUACGCCGAGCUUGAGCGUGGAAACAUUUCCACAUGGAUAUCUGGGAGGCACACCUAUCAGGUCACAAAGCGUCGGGAGUACGGUCCUGGAGCUACAUCAACUCGAGUGCGCGUCAUGAGACCUGCCCAAGCCUGGACAUCGCAGCCUGUGGAUUUGACUGCCAAACAAGAGUGCUUGAAUAAGAUUGGGCAGUGGACAGGUGAAAAAGAAGUGGUUGACAGAGAGAUGGAGGAACAGAGGGGUGAUAUGCAAAGGCUCGCCAAGGAAAGCCGACGGGUCAAGAAAGAAACGGAGGAUAUCGAGGCUGAGAAGGCUGAGAAGCAGUCUGCGUACACCCAUUACCGUGCAAUUCCUGAUAGAUUGGUCGCCCUUGAGGCCAAACACGAACAACUUAUGGAGCUCUUCGAAAAGGUGCGAGAGCAUGUUACUGAGAUGCGUAACCAGCAAGAUCAGAUUGCCAUUAAGAAGGCCGAGGCCACCAUUGAAUAUGCCGUCGCCGUUGAGAAGCUCAGCGAAGCUUGUGCAGAGCUCGUUAAAGUUCAAGUUCGACAUCUGGAGGCAGAGUCUGACCUCGAGGCUAUCAAGGGUCGGCACAGUGACCUCGGCAAGAUGUUAGAAGAAAAGCGCAGAGCGAGGAGUGAAAUUACGCAAGCAGUCAGGGAGGCAGUGAAUGAGGGCAAGAGAUUGAGGCAGAAUGCGAGGCGCACCUCCGAAGAAAUGAAAGACAGAGAAGGGGGCCAGGAGGUCCUGGACAUGAUAGCUCCAACCGACUACAACGUGGAUCAGUUCAAUGCCGACCUAGAUUCCGCCAAGGCGCACCUGGAGUUGACUCAGGGUGGCAGUGCGAACAUGAUCAAGGAAUUUGAAGAGCGUGAACGACAGAUCGCGAAGCUGCGCGACAAACUUGCUGGUUUCCAGACCAGGCUAGAUCAAAUCCAGGCGGGGAUCGAUGAGGUUCGUGGACAAUGGGAGCCUAGGUUGGAUGCUCUCAUCAGCAAAAUCAGCGAUGCCUUUUCCGACUCUUUCCAGCGCAUUGGCUGUGCUGGACAGGUCUGUCUGGACAAGGUGGUAGCUGAGAAUGCGAACGGCGAGCCUGGCGGUGCCGAGUUUGACCAGUGGUCCAUUCAAAUCUGGGUUAAGUUCCGUGAGAACGAGGACUUGUCCCUCUUGGAUUCCCAUCGUCAAUCCGGUGGUGAGCGCGCCGUGAGCACCAUUUUCUAUCUCAUGGCGCUUCAAUCGCUAUCGGCCUCACCCUUCCGUGUCGUUGACGAGAUCAACCAGGGUAUGGACCCAAGAAAUGAGCGCAUGGUUCAUGGCCGGUUGGUGGACAUUGCCUGUGCGUCGACCGAGGAGGAGAUCGACGAGGACGGCAAUCUGGUUGGCGGUGGCGGAGGUGGCCAGUACUUCUUGAUUACGCCCAAACUUCUCAGUGGACUAUCCUACAAGCCUGGCAUGAGAGUUCUAUGCAUCUACAGUGGCCAACAUAUGCCCGAAGGCGAAGCCAUCAAUUUCGGCCAGGCGAUCCGCAACAUGAAGGCGAUUGUCGCCCGGGGUGGACGGACCGCAGCCAACCACCAGCCCCUUGCAAGUGGAAACCAAGUCGAUGUCUCCGCCUGA
This is a messenger RNA of Penicillium odoratum, 3555 nucleotides long. RefSeq names its product DNA repair ATPase SMC5. The transcript has 6 exons. Gene Ontology annotation, biological process: double-strand break repair via homologous recombination. Bases 1 to 3555 code for a protein of 1184 amino acids. Lineage: Eukaryota; Fungi; Ascomycota; Eurotiomycetes; Eurotiales; Aspergillaceae. Gene Ontology annotation, molecular function: ATP hydrolysis activity; ATP binding. The record is from RefSeq and is a predicted model, not a curated record. Gene Ontology annotation, cellular component: Smc5-Smc6 complex.